Molecule: messenger RNA, 3409 nt
Organism: Ochlerotatus camptorhynchus
Lineage: Eukaryota; Metazoa; Arthropoda; Insecta; Diptera; Culicidae
Product: lutropin-choriogonadotropic hormone receptor-like
Exons: 14
Coding region: 273-3062 (929 amino acids)
Biological process (GO): adenylate cyclase-activating G protein-coupled receptor signaling pathway; hormone-mediated signaling pathway; activation of adenylate cyclase activity
Cellular component (GO): plasma membrane
Molecular function (GO): protein binding; protein-hormone receptor activity; G protein-coupled peptide receptor activity
Source: RefSeq, a predicted model, not a curated record
UGAUGCUGCACCCUCUGCCCCUUGUUGACCUCCACGCCCGCACGAAGAUGAGAUAAUGAAGUGUGAAAUCGAAGUUCUGUUCCGUCGGUGCGAAGCGUUUGAGUUUGAAAUAACGUAGAUGAGUCCCAUUGGGACCGAUCGAUUCAGAGGGCUGAUAUCAAAAGUGGAAGCUUAACUUAAACGUGAAGAUUAGUGUUUUCUUUAGAAGAACGUUAACGAUCCGAUCUCAGCGCCUGGUGGAUAAAUAUUUCCUUGGAAAAACGUUGAAUAUAAUGAGCGCAUGUAGAAGCACGAGGAAAAAGCAGGUGGUGGUGGUUCUCUGGCGAGCACUGGCUCUGUUGGGGGUGUGUGUGUGUUUGGUACGAGCCGUACCGUUGAUCGGGAAUGACUCCGUGCCACACAUAGUGACCGAGAUGGACAUGGUUUCGCCGGAAAUGGAGUCGGAGUUGUCGCAGGACGGCAACCAUACCCUAUUGCUGGAAGCGAACAACACCUUUCAGCACAUACAUGAACCAAUAAUGGCACAAUCGAAGCGAGCGAUGUGCAAAUGCUGGAACUCGACCGAUGAGUUUCUCGAUGAACUACAUUGUCGCUGCGAGGGCAGCUCUAUAGUGCGGGUUCCACAGAAGCUAACCGCCAUGCACAAACUAACCCUGGAGAAGGUGGGCAUCAAGCGAUUACGGGAAAAUGCCCUAUCGGUGUACGCGGCCGAUCUGCAGGACUUAUUUUUCAUUUAUCUUAAGGAAUUUCAUCACAUCGAAGGACGAGCGUUCGCCAGGUUGAGGAAUCUACGGACCCUGUACAUAGCACAUGCCCCCAAGCUGCAGUUCCUGGAGUCGAACGUUUUUGAGGGCAUUUCCACCAAACUGAAGUCAUUGCGCAUCAUUCACUGCGGGCUGCUGGCAGUACCGGAUAUGCGAAUGCUCUCGGUUCACAUCAUUCUGCACAUGGUAGAUUUAGACGGAAAUCAGAUCCAGGAGAUCCACGAGAGAGCCAUUCAAAUCAAGACUGAUGAAUUAAUUCUAGAUAAUAACGCACUCACACAGAUCCAUGGCGCAGCAUUUUUUGGUUCACAGGUGGCCAAACUAAGUCUGAAGCUCAACUUCAAACUGAUACACAUCGACCCGUCCGCUUUCGUCGGAAUGCGAAACAUCAGAGAGCUGGACCUUUCCGGGACGGCACUGGAGGCCAUGCCAACCGAAGGCCUCAGCGAGCUAGAAAUUCUUCGAAUACAGAACACUCAUUCGCUCAAGACGAUUCCAUCGGUGUACAAUUUUAAGAAUCUGCAAACCGCAUACCUAACGCACUCGUUCCACUGUUGCGCGUUUCGGUUUCCGGCCCAACACGACCCGGACGGGCACGAGCAGAAUCUACGACGGUUCCACGAGGAUCAGAAGAAGUGCAUCGCCAAGGGGUUCGCCACGCCUAAAGUGAAGCUGACCGGUUUCGGCGAACUGGCCACCGAUGGGACCAAACGAGUUGGUGAACAGUCGAGAUCCGAUCUGACCGAUGGUUGGCAUCGGGAAAAACGUUACGCUUAUCCACCUCCACCGUCCGAAGGCGAAGGCCCCGGCAGUUGGUGGCGGUUGCUAGCAAGAAAGAGCAUCAAUUUCCGGGCAGAUGAAGCGAACCCAAAUAGUCUAGAUGACGGCGUGAGCCCCCAGAAGAGCGAACAUUCCGCGCUGGGUGAUAGCUAUUUUCAACCCAUUACCGGGCUCCCCAUCGACACCAUCAUGCGGGAGGACGUGUACACCGACCAGUACACCGAGAACCCCCUGCCCGGAGUGUUUCACGAAACCGAAGUGCAAACCUCAUCGAUGGAAGCCCUCUGUGGGAAUCUCACCCCCACGACGAUCGAUGUAAAAUGCUACCCAAUGCCGGACGCGUUGAAUCCCUGCGAGGAUGUUAUGGGCUCGCACUGGUUGCGGGGAUCCGUUUGGGUGGUGGUCCUGCUGGCGGUGUUCGGCAACGUUGCGGUGUUGGUGGUCUUAUUUUCAAACAGGACUGAUUUGACCGUGCCGAAGUUCCUCAUCUGCCACCUGGCCUUUGCGGACCUGUGUAUGGGGCUGUACCUGCUGCUGAUUGCCUCCAUCGAUGCGCACUCGAUGGGAGAGUACUUCAAUUUCGCCUUCGACUGGCAGUACGGUUUCGGUUGCAAGGUGGCCGGCUUUCUCACCGUCUUCGCCAGCCAUCUGUCGAUCUUCACGCUGACCAUCGUGACCCUGGAGCGUUGGUUUGCCAUCACCCACGCCAUCUACCUGAACAAACGCAUCAAACUGAAGGCGGCCACCUACAUCAUGAUAGCCGGUUGGAUCUAUUCGGCGAUAAUGGCUUCACUGCCCCUGUUCGGCAUUAGCAACUACUCCAGCACCAGCAUAUGUCUGCCGAUGGAGGCACGCGACACGUGGGACAUUGCCUACCUGCUGACGGUGCUCGGUAUCAACGGGUUGGCGUUCAUCAUCAUUGUGAUUUGCUACGCCCAGAUCUAUCUAUCACUCGGCAAGGAAACACGUCAAGCGGCUCGAACAGCCCACAGUGGCGAAAUGACGGUUGCAAAGAAGAUGGCGCUGCUGGUAUUUACGAACUUUGCAUGCUGGGCACCGAUAGCUUUCUUUGGCCUCACAGCCAUCGCCGGAUAUCCACUAAUCGAUGUAACCAAGUCGAAAAUUCUACUGGUAUUCUUCUAUCCACUCAACUCGUGUGCCAAUCCCUACUUGUAUGCCAUUCUGACGAUGCAGUACCGGAAGGACUUUUUCAUGCUACUAUCCAACUAUGGUCUCUGCACCCAACGUGCCCAACAGUACAAAAUGACCUACUCGAUGCCGACUAACACAAUCCAGAUCGUCCCAGCUAGAGGCUCCCUAACCACCACCGGAAAUACGUCCAACACGAAUGGAACCACCACCAGCUGCACCAACAUGAACAACAGCUGCACGGUCAACAGUUUGAACGGAAUCGUCACCAAUUACACGGUGGUAGAGGAUGUGAUUGUGAAGAAUGAAAGACUAAACAGCGUUGCGAGUACCGCCGUGGAAGAACAGGAAAGCGAAACUUUUCUCUGAAUUGCCAUACGAGAACACGGGUGCCAUAAAACGGGGGCGUGAGCUUUCGCUUUCGCUCCCACCCUUUUAUAGCAGAAAGUACAAGCGAAAUCUCGAUUAUUCGGGCCCGGCGGGUACGCAUCUUUCCGCACUGACAAUGAAAAUACGGUCACCCCGUAACCAAGAAAAAUGUUCAUUCCCAAAAGUAAAUGUGAUAACUGCAUCCUAGGUGUGAAUUCAAACAGAACGAUGUAUUUAAGAGUAUCUUUUCAAUCGAAUGCACACCCACCCUCACAGUGUAUCUUGAACGGUGAUAAUGAUGAUGACCCUCCGGUCGAGAAGCUCGUCAAGGUGAGGGAGAGUGGAGG